AGCGCGACCAGGGGACAGUGGGGACCCGGGCGGCUGACGGGGGGGCCCGGGCCGCUGCCGUGCUGUCCGCUCAAGAUGGAGUUCCUCCUGGGGAACCCGUUCAGCACCCCGGUGGGGCAGUGCCUCGAAAAGGCAACAGAUGGCUCCCUGCAAAGCGAGGACUGGACGCUGAACAUGGAGAUUUGUGACAUUAUCAACGAGACAGAGGAAGGGCCAAAGGAUGCCAUUCGGGCCCUGAAGAAGCGGCUUAAUGGGAACCGGAACUACAGAGAGGUCAUGCUGGCAUUAACAGUGCUGGAGACUUGUGUGAAGAACUGUGGCCACCGCUUCCACAUUCUCGUGGCCAACCGGGAUUUCAUUGACAGCGUCCUCGUCAAAAUCAUCUCUCCCAAGAACAACCCUCCCACCAUUGUGCAGGACAAGGUGCUUGCUCUGAUUCAGGCAUGGGCUGAUGCCUUUCGAAGCAGCCCUGACCUCACUGGUGUUGUGCAUAUAUAUGAGGAACUGAAGAGGAAGGGGGUCGAGUUUCCCAUGGCAGACUUGGACGCUCUGUCUCCCAUACACACACCACAGCGGAGCGUCCCUGAAGUGGAUCCAGCCGCAACCAUGCCCAGGUCCCAGUCGCAGCAGAGGACGAGUGCCAGCUCCUACUCUUCACCUUCUCCUGCUCCGUACUCCUCUGCUCCACAGGCCCCGGCUCUGAGCGUGACUGGUCCCAUCAUGGCCAAUUCAGAACAGAUUGCCAGGCUUCGGAGUGAACUGGACGUUGUUCGAGGAAACACAAAAGUCAUGUCCGAAAUGUUAACAGAAAUGGUCCCUGGGCAGGAGGACUCAUCUGAUCUGGAGUUGCUGCAGGAGCUGAACAGGACCUGCCGGGCCAUGCAGCAGCGCAUCGUGGAGCUCAUCUCUCGCGUGUCCAAUGAGGAGGUCACCGAGGAGCUGCUUCAUGUCAACGAUGACCUCAACAACGUCUUCCUCCGCUACGAGAGGUUUGAACGAUACAGGUCAGGCCGAUCGGUUCAAAAUGCCAGUAAUGGAGUACUGAACGAAGUGACCGAAGACAACUUAAUAGACCUGGGGCCAGGGUCUCCAGCCGUGGUGAGCCCAAUGGUGGGCAACACGGCAGCCCCAUCUUCUCUCUCCUCUCAGCUUGCGGGCUUGGACUUGGGGACUGAGAGCGUCAGUGGUACCCUCAGUUCACUCCAGCAGUGUAAUCCCCGUGAUGGCUUUGACAUGUUUGCCCAGACGAGAGGGAACUCCUUGGCCGAACAACGCAAGACGGUAACCUACGAGGACCCUCAGGCUGUUGGAGGACUGGCGUCUGCACUAGACAGUCGGAAACAGAGCUCUGAAGUGAAGAGAGGUAAAGGUGGGGACUCUGACCUGGAGCCCAUAGACAGCUGGCUCAUAACCCAAGGAAUGAUCCCCGUUGCGCAGCCCUCUGUCAUGGACGACAUUGAGGUGUGGCUCAGGACGGACCUGAAGGGCGAUGACCUGGAGGAGGGAGUCACAAGUGAAGAAUUCGAUAAGUUCCUCGAAGAAAGAGCCAAAGCUGCUGAAAUGGUCCCCAGCCUCCCCUCGCCCCCAGGGGAGGCCCCGGCCCCAGCCUCAAACCCCUCCAGCCGGAAGAAGCCAGAACGGUCAGAGGACGCCCUCUUUGCCCUGUGAGCUGGUCUGCGGUUCGGCUCCCCAGACGGCAGGUCAUCUCCUGUUCCCCCCCAGUCCACGCGAGACACUGGCCACCCCUCCCAUCUCCAGUCCUGGAGUCCUCCCACUCGGUCCUGUGCUGCUGUGUCUCCAUGGAAAUGCCCCCCUGUUUGCUCCUAGGCGUCCCACUAGUCAGGACCAGCUUUAGCCACCUUCUCUCUGAGUGGUGGGUCAGCACCACCGCAGCCAGAGGCUCUCCUCCCUCCCCCGCCCCUCCUGACCUCAGGCCCACUCUGCCUACAUGUUCUCCCCAGAAGAGCAGGCCACAGGACCCAGCCUCAGGCAGGGCAGUCCCCAAGGGACCAUUUCCUGAGAAGAUACCUGGACUAUCUUUUCUCCAGUCCCCCACCUGCAGAGAAGGGGGUCAAACCCCAGCCCUUCCCCCACAUGCCCCACCCCUGCCUGGCUCUCCGGGUCUCCUUGGACAGGCCAGUCCCCCUGUUCCAGAAAGGGCUUGUUUGUACCUAUGGGCUUGGUCUCCCUCCCUGGAAUGCUGCUCCCUGACGCGUGUCACCUGGUGGCACUUGGCAUGCUCGGCACUUUAGAAGGCUCUGUGGGUGCCCAUGUGUGAGGCCUCUUAUCCUCUUGACCCUCUCCCCAUUGCUUGGCUGCUAGCCCAGGCCCCCACCCAAGCUGGCUCACCAGUGGAGUUUGGGACCAAGGGGUCUCCAAUGCACCUGUGGGCUCCUGGUGUGAGGACGGAGAGCCAAGGACGGUUGCAAGGACAGUGCACAAAACUUGUGGGUGGUGGUCCCAAGGCGCACGGGUUAGCUCCUGCAGAUACACUACCGUAAACCAAACUGCCACGUGCCCACUGCACACUGCCCCCACAUAGCUGUCCCUGUCUGUGGAGGGCCCUGCUUGGGGAAGAACUGCUCUGGCUUGCAUGGGGAAGCUUGGUGGGUGUGUGAGUGUGCUGUGCUCGGGGCUUGGCCUGGCCUGUGGUAGCCUCUGCACCUCUACCUCCAGGGCCCAGAAGCAGAUGUCUCUGCACAGUCCUGGGACAGUCAAUGACUUAGGGGCCAGAGUGACACCAAGGGCCCCGCAUUGCCCCAGGGAGUGGGUCUCAACUUCCUCCACAGACCAUCCCAAAAGCCUGCCCUCCUCCCCACUGCCCAAACCCCUCUUGGCCACCAAUUUCUAUCCUCUCUCCAAGCUGACCUGGAAAGCUAACAGAGCCUGGGGCUGAGGACACCUGCUCCUGUCACUGGUGUGUCUCCUGGCCAUGGGCAGGGUGCUCGAGGCUUGGCACCAGCCCAGGUCCAGCCUGACCCACCGCUGUUCUACGGUUGCCCCAAAGAAGGAAAAGAUUGUUGCAGCUGCUUCGAGCCAGCCCCUGAGUCCCCAGGGCCCGGGUCAGUGACCCAGUAUGCACUGCCCAGGUGUCUGGGCCAGACAUGUUCGUGAGCCAUAGUGUGGUCAGCCCUUACCGCCUGGCAGCCAGAGCAGGGAGGAGAGGCGGGGCUUGACACUGUCUGACACCAGUGCCUCAGGCUCUGGGAGCAGCACUUGGGACCAGGCCUGGACACCCCUGAUGGGGAGUGAAGUGCCACCUGGCCCAGAACCCCAGGCUCAGUCUCAUGCAGUGGCUCCCCCGUGAGAGGAGCCUGGGGUCUGUCUGGGGGCCUGUCUGGCAGGACCAGCUGGGGAUGUCACACUCCAGAGGACAUGCAGGAAGCUCCUCAGAGAUCAGAGGUCAGCCAGCCUGACUCCAGCCCUGCCUGCCCCCCACAGCGGGUGCCAUGCCUCCACUCCCCCCCGCCCAACCCUGGCGCACAGCUGAUGUGGACCUCUCUUCUCAACAUUGCUCACAGGCAGGGCACCCUGAGGCCUGCUGGGAUGUUCAAACGUCUGAAGGCAGCUGGCUCAACAUGAGCAGAGAAGGUGGCUGGGAUGGGUCAGCUGUACCCUGAGCCCCAGCUCUUAGCCCUUUGGCACAGUCUGGAAUAUUUGUGAGGGCCAGGGGCCCGCCUUUGUAGCUGGGUCUUGGGGCAGUCCUGUGGCAGCCAUGGCACCAGAGCAGCCGAGCCCAGCAUCCUCUGAGGGAGGAGUCAGCCUCCCUGCCUUGUGGAAGGGCAAGUGCCCAUGAGAGCCGGGAUGUGAGGGGAGAGGAGGCUCCUGGCAGUGAGUGAAACUGAAGCCUGUGUCUGCCUGGGGAGACCUCAGCAUGGCUGUUCUUACUACCCAUGGGCAAGAGCUGCCCCCCAACUCCAGGCAGGGCUUGGAGAGGCCCGGCCAUUCCUGGGUGGCGGGUGGUGUUGGACGCUGUGGGCUGGCAGGAAGGCACUGGCCCGUGGAGGGAAGUGUCACCUGCCUUCCUGACCCGGAGCUGCCCCUCCCACUUACCCACACAUCAGGUCCAGAGGCCACCUGCCCCUACCUGGAAGCUGAGAUGACGCUUGCUUCAGGCCGGCACAGAAAGCCAAGUGGGGGUCCAGGUGGCCGUAAGGGGGUGCCGCCCAGCCCUUCCUGUCCUGAGGCCACAGGCACCCUGGGCCUCAGGACUGCUGGCUCCCUUCCAUGUGGGGAGCACAGCCCCCAGGCUCCUGCUCAGUGAGGAGAGUGGAGCUCUGGCAGGAAAGCUGGCCAGUGCCUGUGCCCCCGGAGAAUGAGCCCCUCACAAGCCACCAGCCUUUCCGCAAGUGUUAGAAAUCACAGAUACAGUAUGUACUUAAUUACACUAAAUUAUUGCUGGGAUUCCUUAUAAGCACUAAUUAUACCUGAUUAUAGGUUAAAAUAUUUAUUUUGUCAAAAUAUUUUCUUGGGGACGUGUUGAACCUUUUCUGUGUUCAUUGUGUGCAAAGAUGAGAAAACUAACCAUUGCUUCCAGCCUGCCUCUGUGGCCAGUGGGCAGCAGUGACCCAGGGCACUGGUGGGCAGCCUGCGCUGGAACAGUCCCUGUCCAGGACCACCCCCCCUGCCCAGGCCCGAGCAGGCCAACAAGGGCCAGGCCGAGGGGUGACCCCCUCCCCGCUCAUCAUCAUGCACAGAAUGAGGGCUUCUUGAGCAGACAUGGCUUGUCGCUGGCCUGGGCCAGAGGGAAGGUGCCUGUUCAUCUGUUGUCGUCCUGUCUUUCUGUUCGUCAGCCCCAUCGGGGUGGGUGACCAUGCUGCCUGCCUUGGCUCACUGCCCUUCCCCUGCGCACCUAGGGGCUGGAGCCAGGGGGCCUGGGGAGCCGUGGGCCUGUACCGUCACUCAAGCCCCCAGCCCCAAGAGGGGCGGCCCGGGCUCUGGAUGGCCCAGUGGCAAUAGGCACUCCUCCAGUGUCAUGGGGCAGACAGCUGCAGCCUCCUACACUCCUGCUCCUCCUCUUCCUUCCUGCCACCCACCACACUUUGCCUCCACAUAGAUGUGUUUCUAACUCGGUCAGGCCUCGCCUUCUGGAUGGUUGGAGGGGGGCCGUGGGCUAGCUGGGGAAGAGCACUGUGCCGGGUCCUGUGUUCUCAGCCAGCCCACUGUGAGCCUGUCCUCCUCCCCGGGCUGUUCGGACUCUCUCCAUACCCCUGGGGAACAGCCAGCUUCCCCACCAUUGGCUCAGGGUGUGUGUGCACCCAGAAGACUCCUGAUGUGGUACCUGCCUCUCCCAGUACCCACCUCCCACCCUUCCUGUCCAUGGGGGUCCGAGCCGGGCUUCCCCUGCAGCCACCAGCCCCUGGGGAAGCUGUCAACCCCAGAGUUACACUCCUUCUGUGUGUAAAAUCUCCAGGCCCUCCUGGAGGACGGGGGGUGGAUAUUUAUUUCCUAAAGUUUGCACUUAAUUUGUGAGGGUCUCAGGAUCGUUGGGGGCUAUCGCAAAGAGAAAUGUGUUGUGUCUGUCGUCCUGCUGUCCCAGGAGUCUGGUGUUCGUCGCUGUUGUGCGUUUCUGCAGGCAGAGCCUGUUCUGGAGGGUGGGUCAGUGAACUCGAGGUUGAGUACAUCCAUCCACCCACUGGCUCUUCUUCCGGAUAUUGUCUCUCUAGUUUGGGUUCUUGCAUGUAAAAUACUCCACAAUAAAUAAACCAACAAGCAAACUGUU
This is a messenger RNA of Nyctereutes procyonoides (raccoon dog), 5722 nucleotides long. RefSeq names its product target of myb1 like 2 membrane trafficking protein (gene TOM1L2). The transcript has 16 exons. Bases 76 to 1668 code for a protein of 530 amino acids. Gene Ontology annotation, cellular component: membrane; endosome. Gene Ontology annotation, molecular function: phosphatidylinositol binding; ubiquitin binding; clathrin binding. Gene Ontology annotation, biological process: signal transduction. Lineage: Eukaryota; Metazoa; Chordata; Mammalia; Carnivora; Canidae. The record is from RefSeq and is a predicted model, not a curated record.